Molecule: messenger RNA, 1311 nt
Organism: Naegleria fowleri
Lineage: Eukaryota; Heterolobosea; Eutetramitea; Acrasida; Naegleriidae
Exons: 6
Coding region: 1-1311 (436 amino acids)
Source: RefSeq, a predicted model, not a curated record
AUGAAGAAGAUUAAGAAGAGCAGUUUGGAGGAGUCUGAAGAGGCUUUCCACUCCCUGAUUUCUAUUGAGAAUGAAAAUAUUGACAUUACAACAAAUCCAUUGUAUGAGGAAAUUUCAAACAUUUUUCAUGAACAAUUAAACGUGGCCACUGAACAGAGCUCCUCUUGGAUGGACUAUUAUUCCUUUAUCAGCAAACUAAAUAAGAUUCUCACAAGUCAAGAAGAUUCAAGAUCAAUGAUUAAUGAAGAAAUAUUUGCUCAAUUGAAGGAUAUUCCAUCUCAAAGAAUAAUGACUGUGUAUAAUGAAUUUCUACAAUCACAAAAGUCUCUUCCUGAUAAUGUUUGGGAAUCCACUUUGAUGGGAAUGAUUGUUAAUAUUCUUAAUCACCAAUUUAAAUUUAGGAAAAACAUUAUUUUCGGAACUCAAGAAGCAGUCCAAUAUGUUGACUCAUAUGCUGUUAAAGGUACAUCACUCAAGAACAAGGCAAGGCUUAUUCCAGACGCGUUUGCUCAGAUUCAUAUUUUUGAAGACCAACCUUUCGUGUUCUUUAAAUGUGGAGGACAGAGAGCUGAAACAUGGACACACAAAGACCAUUUUAAAAUAUAUAUUGAAAUGAAAGGCAUGCUUAAAGACUACGGAAUAUCUUUUGGUUACGCCAUAAGAGAGUCCGAUAUUUUUAAUUUAUCUUCCACAGAGGGAAUUAUUGCACUAACAACAUUUAUUGAAAAAAGAAUUGUAAAGGAAAUGGAUGUGAGAUUUGGUACAAACAAGCCGUCUAAUAUACACACAAAUGAAUUUGAAAAUCUUGAAGAAGGGAAACGAGUUUCAAAGAAAAUUCUUUCUGAAAUGUUUGUCAUUGGAGAGCAAAUUGGGGAAGAACAAGCAAAAGCUUCCAAUAUUGUUUAUAUAUUCAAGAAUUCGAAUCCAUAUGUUUUCGUCAGAUCAUUCAACAUCACCUCAUUCGUUGGAAUAUUUUAUUGGGCUGAAACGGUAUUUGAUCUGAAAUCUUAUCUAUUUUCUCUCUCUAUUAAGAAAAAUCAAGAACAACUAUGGAUGAAAAUUCUUGAUGAACAUCGAAGUGAUGAUUCAAGAAGUCGCAGUGAACAUGAACAUGAUGAAUCAAGUAGAAAUUUCCAUCAUGGACACAAUCAACAAUCGAGAGGUACCUCUUUUGAACCACCCUUCAAGUUUAUUCCUGACCCAAUGAAUGAAAUAGAGUGCGCUAUUGUUUUAGAGGAACUGUUGGCCUUGAAAAAUUUCCAGUUCUUACCAAGCUCUAUGAGAUGCGAUACAUCAUGCACCAGUUUUUAG